CACACACACUGGCGCAGGCGGCUAGGGUUUCACACCAGCCGAGCAGUCUCCAUCCUGAGCCAGCACGCUCGCGGCCACCAUGGAACCCCUGCCUGGUAAUCCUGUCGCUGCCAUGCGCAGCAUCUGAACUUCCUUUGCCGUCUUCGGUCCCCCCCACCCCCCCCCCCCCACCCCACCCACCCACCCACCCACCGAACGCCAUUGGAGGCGGCGAGACGCGAGAUGACGCGCGGCCGCCACCGCCGCCCUGCCGCGCUGGCGACCUUACCAGACGACGACGACGACAUCCUCUCCGAGAUCCUCCUCCGCCUACCGCCGCGGCCCUCCUCGCUCCCUCGCGCCUCGCUCGUCUGCAAGCGCUGGCGUCGCCUCAUCACUGAUCCCCACUUCCGCCGCCGCUUCCGCUCCCGCCACCCGAAUCCCCCCCUUCUCGGCUUCUUCGACGAAUUUGUAGACUUUACUUUCUUCAAAUCCGUAAUGGACCUGCCAGAUCGCAUCCCACCCAGGCACUUCUGUCCGCCGAUCGUUGAUGAGAAGGGUGGCUGUGACCGUAAACAUUGGAGAAACUUCGGAUGUCGCCAUGGCCGCGUGCUCCUCUACAACCGGAAGCAGAAGGAGGUAGUUGUGUGGGAUCCCCCAACAGGAGACCACCGCCAGGUUGCCGUUCCGCCAGAGUUUGAUAACGAAGAGAGGAUGAUCUGGAACGGUGCAGUACUCUGCGCUGCUGCCAGCGACCACAGCCACGUCCACGGCGGUUUCUGCUCUUGCCCCUUCAAGGUGGCCGUGGUUGGUGUCACCCUCAAUCACACACAAGUGUUUGCCUCCAUCUACUCAUCACAAACAGGCAAAUGGAGCAAUCUCGUCUCAGCAGCUGUUCCGUUUGUGGUUUAUUAUGUUGCUCGUCCUGGCGUCCUGGUUGGCAAUGCCUUGUAUUGGAUGCCUCUUGGUCAUGGCUAUGGCAUUGCUGAGUUUGAUUUGGACACACAUACUCUAGCGUUGGUUGAGUGUUCUUCUGGUGCAAAAGAUUUAAAGGGCCGUUCUCGAAUCUUGCUAGCACAAAAUGGUGUCCUGUGCCUAGCCAUUCUGUCAGGCCACAGCCUCCAAAUGUGGGAGAGGAAGGUUUGUUCUGAAGGUGUUGCCAGCUGGGUGCUGAGGAAGUCUGAUAAGCUGCAGAAGAUUCUUGGGCGGAGGUCUAGUAUGUUUAUACUUGGUUAUUCUGAUGAUAUCAAUGUGAUUUCACUAUGGAUUGAUGGCAGUUCCUACUUUCUACAACUCAACUCCCUGCAGUUCACAAAACUUUGGGAAACAGAUAUCAUCUCCAAAAAUCAUCCCUAUGCAAGUAUAUAUGGUUCAGGUUUGUAUGCUGAAAUGGACAAGGAAGAGCUGAUUGAGGGUGUUAACACCAUGCUGAGAGUGGCAGAAAGUCUGCUGGUGGCACGACGCGGGACUGAAGGUGGUGCCAAGCAACUGACAGAUGAAGAACACUAGGAGAAGAAUGAUAUGUCGGAAUGAAGAAACACUGAGAGCUUGACAGGGGGGGUUGGGUCGUAUGUUUGAGCUUGUGCUGAUGUUUGUUUGCUCUUGGGUUUAGUCUGUUUCAGAUACUUGUAUGCUGCCUUGUCAGAUUGGGGAUUUUUUGGGUUGCAGUCUGGACUCUUGAGUCAGAGCUGUAGACUGUAACCGGUUCUGGGGUAUUUUACUGGUAGCUUUCCUUUUCUCCCCUGUUACAAACUCAUGUAUUUCCGUUGGCUUUCGACGAUCUCUGUAGACGUUACCAGUUGAGACUUGAAUAGAUUUAUGCAAUAUUGCAGUGGCAUUUAGAGUUUAGGUUGCUUA
Messenger RNA from Sorghum bicolor (sorghum), 1836 nucleotides. RefSeq lists its product as uncharacterized. The record is from RefSeq and is a predicted model, not a curated record. NCBI's taxonomy places the organism in Eukaryota, Viridiplantae, Streptophyta, Magnoliopsida, Poales, Poaceae. The coding region runs from base 223 to 1488 and encodes 421 amino acids. Gene Ontology annotation, molecular function: protein binding. The transcript is spliced from 2 exons.